Theobroma umbraticum is the source of this 2593-nucleotide messenger RNA. RefSeq names its product K+ efflux antiporter 6 (gene KEA6). Gene Ontology annotation, biological process: potassium ion transmembrane transport; proton transmembrane transport. The record is from RefSeq and is a predicted model, not a curated record. Gene Ontology annotation, molecular function: potassium:proton antiporter activity. Lineage: Eukaryota; Viridiplantae; Streptophyta; Magnoliopsida; Malvales; Malvaceae. Gene Ontology annotation, cellular component: membrane.
AACCGUACUGCUACUACGCACUCUCUCCUUCUCUCCCGUUUAUUUUCAGUCUGCCUUUUUUCUCUCUUUUACAUCUACCGUCGCGCCUUUAUCCUUCCAAAAUUUUCCUUGCCUGUCCUUGUCAAUCUCUCUCAUCAUUUCCUCUCUCUGUCCCCAACUUGCGCCGAAGACAAUUACUCUUUCGUUCUCUAGUUGCAUCAGCAGCAAAAAGCAGAGGCUUGUAACCUGUCGCCGGGGGCGUCGUUCCAAAUGUUGAGAAGAUCAGUCUCCUCCUCCUCCUCCUACGAGCUUAUUACUUUCUUGGUCUUUACUCUUUUUUGCUUGGCUUCGUUUUCACUGUCUCAGCAACAACAACUCAUUGAGUCGGAUCGCUUCGACGACGACGUGAACGCCACCGUCUCUAAUGCCUCCUCUAUAACUAAACCGAAGGACGGCACCUUUGCCGCCAUCAUUGAUCGAGCUCUCGAGAAGGAGUUCACCGAGAACGAACAAAACGAAGUAAAUGAUGAUGCUGGAAGUUUCAACAACAGUGUGGCAGAACAGCAGGCUGUUUUGGAAACUGUAGCCAGGGUUAAGACAAAGAAAAAUGAUACAAAAGAGGAAACAUCAUUUCAACUUCAUGAUGUUUUCAAUCUAGAGAAUGAUAACAGAGCAGAAGAUACACCUAUGUUGAUCGAUCGAAAGGACAACGUCUUCAUUAUAUCUAAUUUUAAAUCAAAAUUUCCAGUCUUACAGCUUGACUUAAGACUGAUAUCAGAUUUAGUAGUUGUCAUCGUGUCUGCAACUUGCGGUGGCAUUGCAUUUGCUUGUGCUGGACAACCGGUGAUUACUGGAUAUUUGUUGGCAGGAUCACUCAUUGGACCUGGGGGUUUUAGCUUUGUCAGUGAAAUGGUGCAAGUUGAAACAGUAGCUCAAUUUGGUGUGAUUUUUCUUCUUUUUGCAUUGGGCCUAGAGUUCUCCAUUGCAAAGCUUCGAGUUGUACGAGCAGUUGCUGUCGUAGGAGGGCUACUCCAGAUAAUUCUAUUUAUGUGCCUCUGUGGAAUUUCAGCCUCAUUAUGUGGUGGUAGACUUUCAGAGGGUGUAUUUGUUGGUGUAUUCCUUUCAAUGUCUUCAACCGCUGUGGUGCUUAAAUUUUUGAUGGAGAAGAAUUCUACCAAUAUGCUUCAUGGCCAAGUCACCAUUGGCACUCUUAUUCUGCAGGAUUGUGCUGUGGGAUUGCUAUUUGCGUUGCUUCCAGUUCUUGGUGGAACUUCUGGUGUUUUUCAAGGAGUAAUAUCGAUGACUAAAUUGUUGGUCAUGUUGGUUGCAUUUUUGGCUGUUUUGUCAAUAUUGUCUCGUACCUGCCUUCCUUGGUUGCUUAGACUGAUGAUAAGCCUUUCAUCACAGACCAAUGAACUUUAUCAACUGGCAUCUGUGGCAUUCUGCUUACUUGUUGCCUGGUGUAGUGACAAGCUGGGGCUGAGCUUAGAAUUGGGUUCAUUUGCUGCUGGAGUGAUGAUCUCAACAACUGAUCUUGCCCAACAUACGCUGGAACAAAUUGAACCCAUUCGCAAUUUUUUCGCUGCUCUCUUCCUUGCCAGUAUUGGGAUGCUGAUCCAUGUUCAUUUUCUCUGGAACCACGUUGAUAUCUUACUUGCAUCUGUUAUAUUGGUUAUCACAAUAAAAACAAUAAUAAUUGCCUUGGUUGUCAAGGGUUUUGGCUACAACAACAAGACUUCACUGCUUGUUGGAAUGUCUCUGGCACAGAUAGGAGAAUUUGCAUUUGUUCUUCUCAGUCGUGCUUCUAAUCUCCAUCUCGUCGAGGGGAAACUGUACCUGCUACUUCUUGGGACAACAGCACUUAGCCUGGUGACAACUCCUCUGCUGUUCAAGCUAAUACCUGCCAUACUACAUCUAGGGGUACUUUUACGAUGGUUCUCCCCGGAGAGAGAAAGUUCCAUUGAGGUAAUUACUAGUUUCAACUGUUGGUUUCAAAUUUCUACAGGUAACUCAAAUAAAUACCUUUUCCAGGUUGGAAUUAAAGCAGAUAGCCUCCGUUCUGACAGUGGAAAGCAUCGCAUUGUUUUGAUGGCCCAAGAAUCUCAUGAUUCGUAAUUGUACCAUUUAAACCAACAGGGAAGAAAAAUCUCCAUUACCUGACAGGCAUUUUUCACCGUUGUCAGCUUUUGCCACAGUGCAGAUGAAAACUACUGAAUGAUCUCUUAAACAGAGCUCGUCCGGAAUUGUUUCUGAUUAUUUUAGGUCUACUAACCCCUACUACAUAGAUCGACAAAUUUAUUUGAGCCUCCUCAGAAAGCAACGGGGAUGGGAUAACCUAACCACUGAAAAGAGCUAACAGAUGAAGCAAUAUGCCUUGUAAUGAUUUUUCACAGCCAUUGGACUUGUUUGUUUUUAGUGUAAUCAUAGUUUUGGGCAUUUAAUUAGAAAUUUAUUGUAAUUAAUAGUUCUCGUACUAUUUUUAUUUUUAUUUUUUGAAUCUACGUUGUGGGAUUUUAAAUGUAUCAUACAAUAUAGUUGGAUGUAAGUUUCUCACAUUGAGCACAAAACCAUCUGGAGCGUUAGCUCUGUAUCAACUGAUUAUUUUAUUCCCCGC